AUGUCAAAACAGACAGAAGAAUGUUCAGGAUCAAGACGGGAUGGCGGGAAUUUUUGGUUUAAAAUGAAGAAAGACCAACUCUUUAGAAGUAAAUUCAUACUGAAACUAGCAUACAUCGCCUCCUUUCUAACACUUGGAUGGAGAGAGGGACAGUUUGGACCUACGUUUCCAGAUCUGCUAAAUAUCACAAACACAACACUAGAGAGAGGCUCCCUAUUCUUCACCAUGAACUCUGUGGGUUAUCUCCUGGGGUCGAUGCUGAUUGGUUUUCUGUUUGACAAGCGUCUCUUGGAUAGAAACCUUCUGAUGUUUCUGAUCAUUGCCGGAUAUGGCACCAUCUUUGUCAUUAUACCGUGGUGUGGAAUUUAUGAGGUUAUGGUCACCGUAUUCAUUGUUAAAGGGUCCUUUGCAGGCGGCUUGGAUACGUGCGGUAACGCUGGACUGGUAACCACGUGGGGAAGCGAGGGAGGCGCCUACUUCAGUGCUUUACAUUUCGCUUUAGCUGCUGGUGCAAUUCUGUCUCCCCUGGUUACUGCUCCUUACGUCAUGUCACCUAGUGAUGACGUACCUAUGAGAACUUUUACCAACAAUGUCAAUUCAACUAAUAUUACUGAUACUCUCAUUGAUAUAAACAGAAAAAGGUUUUUCUUUGUCAUUGACUUUCCCGAUAAUUGUUAUGUGGAUGGAAUCGAAAUUUCUUCGGGUGUUUACAUUUCAAGAAAGAUUGCAUCAAGCCAUCCAAUCAUAACAGACCAGGAACUCACUGUUCUAUCGGGAACUUAA
This is a messenger RNA of Saccostrea echinata, 783 nucleotides long. Its product is annotated as sodium-dependent glucose transporter 1-like. The transcript has 5 exons. NCBI's taxonomy places the organism in Eukaryota, Metazoa, Mollusca, Bivalvia, Ostreida, Ostreidae. The record is from RefSeq and is a predicted model, not a curated record. Bases 1 to 783 code for a protein of 260 amino acids.